Clarias gariepinus (North African catfish) is the source of this 1381-nucleotide messenger RNA. Lineage: Eukaryota; Metazoa; Chordata; Actinopteri; Siluriformes; Clariidae. The record is from the annotation of a RefSeq genome assembly.
AUGCUAAAAAUUCUAAUUCCAACAAUCAUGCUGUUCCCAACAAUUUGACUUUCCACCCCAAAAUGGCUUUGAACUAUCACAACCCUGCAAAGUUUACUAAUUGCUCUACUCAGCCUACACUGAAUUAACUGAGCCACAGAUACAGGCUGAACCUUCUCCAACACAUAUAUAGGCACUGAUCCACUAUCAACCCCACUCCUAGUACUUACAUGCUGAUUAUUACCUCUCAUAAUCCUCGCUAGCCAAAACCACAUCAAACCAGAACCCAUCAACCGGCAACGAACCUACAUCACACUUCUAGCCUCACUACAAACCUUCCUAAUCAUAGCAUUUGGAGCCACAGAAAUCAUUAUAUUUUAUGUAAUAUUUGAAGCAACCCUAAUCCCAACACUAAUUAUUAUUACCCGCUGAGGGAACCAAGCAGAACGUUUAAAUGCAGGUACCUACUUUUUAUUUUACACACUAACCGGAUCCCUCCCCCUAUUAGUAGCACUACUUCUGCUACACCAUAACACAGGAUCCCUAUCCAUACUAAUCAUCCAAUACUCCCACCCACUAACCCUAGAGACCUGGGGAGACAAAAUCUGGUGAGCAGGGUGCCUAAUUGCAUUCUUAGUUAAAAUGCCACUAUACGGCGUACACCUCUGACUACCAAAAGCCCACGUAGAAGCCCCCGUAGCAGGAUCAAUAGUCCUAGCAGCCAUUCUACUAAAACUCGGAGGCUACGGAAUAAUGCGAAUAAUAGUUAUUCUAGACCCAUUAUCAAAGGACCUAGUAUACCCAAUUAUUGCCUUAGCCCUAUGGGGCGUCAUCAUAACAGGAUCUAUUUGUCUCCGACAAACAGACCUAAAAUCUCUAAUCGCAUACUCAUCUGUCAGCCACAUGGGCCUAGUAGCCGGCGGCAUUCUAAUUCAAACCCCCUGAGGCUUCACCGGAGCCCUUGUUUUAAUAAUUGCACAUGGACUUGUCUCAUCCGCCCUAUUCUGCUUGGCCAACACAACCUACGAACGUACACACAGUCGAACAAUAAUCCUGGCUCGAGGACUACAAAUUAUCUUCCCAUUAACAGCCACCUGAUGAUUUAUCUCCAACCUAGCAAACCUAGCACUACCCCCACUACCAAAUCUAAUAGGAGAACUAAUGAUCAUCACAGCAAUAUUUAAUUGAUCCCCAUGAACACUAAUCCUGACCGGGGCCGGCACACUCAUUACCGCAGCCUAUUCAUUAUACAUAUUCCUUAUAACUCAACGAGGACCACUACCCCAACACAUCAUUAACUUACAACCAUUCCACACACGAGAACACCUCCUAAUAACCCUUCACCUCCUCCCAGUAAUCCUCCUUGUAACAAAACCAGAAAUCAUAUGAGGGUGAUGAUACU